GUCCAGCUCGCAGAGAUGGAGGCGAACCUCCACAACAUCGACUGGGCGAUGGCGGCCGAGGAGGAGCGGCGGUGUCGACACGACGUGAUGGCGCACGUGCACACCUUCGCGCACGCCUGCCCCACCGCGGCCUCCAUCAUCCACCUGGGCGCCACGUCCUGCUACGUGGGCGACAAUACGGACCUGAUCGUGAUACGCGAUGCCUUUGACAUCCUCCUGCCCAAAUUGGCACGCGUCAUCGACCGUCUCAGUCGCUUCGCGGAGACACAUGCCGCGUUGCCCACGCUGGGGUUCACGCAUUUCCAGCCUGCCCAGCUGACGACCGUGGGCAAGCGCUGCUGCCUGUGGCUGCAGGACCUGGUGAGCGACCUGCGCAGUGUGGAGCGCCUGCGGGGGGAGCUGCGCUUCCGCGGGGUCAAGGGCACGACGGGGACGCAGGCCAGCUUCCUGCAGCUCUUCAACGGGGACCACGACAAGGUGGAGAAGUUGGAUGAGUUGGUCACCAAGUUGGCCGGAUUUGACAAGGCACUGCUCAUCACGGGGCAGACGUACAGCCGCAAGGUGGACGUGGACAUCGUGGCCACGCUGGCGAGCCUGGGCGCCUCUGUGCAUAAGAUCUGCACAGACAUCCGCCUGUUGGCUCACCUCAAGGAGGUGGAGGAGCCAUUUGAGAAGGAUCAGAUCGGCUCGAGCGCGAUGGCGUACAAGCGGAACCCGAUGCGGAGUGAGCGCUGCUGCAGCCUGGCGCGCCACCUCAUGACGCUCGUCAUGGACCCCCUGCAGACGGCGUCCACGCAGUGGUUCGAGCGCACGCUCGACGAUAGCGCCAACAGGCGGAUCUGCAUCCCGGAAGCGUUUCUCACCGCCGACAUCAUCCUCAGCACGCUGCAGAACGUGGGCGAGGGGCUGGUGGUCUACCCCAAGGUAAUCGAGCGCCACAUCAAGCAGGAGUUGCCUUUCAUGGCGACAGAAAAUAUCAUCAUGGCCAUGGUGAAGGCGGGGGGCGACCGGCAGGAGUGCCACGAGCGGAUCCGCGUGCUGUCCCAGGAGGCGGCCGCCGUCGUGAAGCAGGAGGGCGGCGACAAUGACCUGGUGGAGCGCGUGCGCGCCGACGCGUACUUCUCGCCCGUGCACGAGCAGCUGCCCUCGCUGCUCGACCCCGCCACCUUCGUCGGCCGGGCCCCCCAGCAGGUCACCAAGUUUCUGCAGGUGGAGGUGCGCCCCCUGUUGCAAAAGUACAGCAGUCAUCUGCAGGGCUCCGUGCAGCUCAGCCUGUGAUGAGGCGGGGGGGGCAUUUGCUGUCCUCUCUGCAAACCUGCAUUCCCUGACGCUAACCAAUUUCAUGACUUGAAAACCCAAAGCAUUUAAUGUCUAACAAAUAACCAGACUCUGCUCAGUGGUUAUUUAGCUUGGUUUGUUCAUUUCACAAAGUUGCCUUUUGCAUCUGCCUGCUUGCCAGGUGUCCAGUGCUCCGUUUGAUACUUUUGCUGACAUUAAUGAUGACGAUGAUGUUGAUGACGCAGUGACAUGUUAGCGAAGCUACUGAGGUGAUGCUAAAGUGGCUCGAUGCCACAGCAUUGCAUGCGAACUCUGUUUUUGGUGUGUUGAUUUUUCUCGCAUGAAUUAUUAAACGAGUUCUGUGUGAAAAUAAAACAGACAAAUGGCA
This is a messenger RNA of Lethenteron reissneri (Far Eastern brook lamprey), 1666 nucleotides long. RefSeq names its product adenylosuccinate lyase (gene ADSL). Gene Ontology annotation, molecular function: (S)-2-(5-amino-1-(5-phospho-D-ribosyl)imidazole-4-carboxamido) succinate lyase (fumarate-forming) activity; N6-(1,2-dicarboxyethyl)AMP AMP-lyase (fumarate-forming) activity. Lineage: Eukaryota; Metazoa; Chordata; Hyperoartia; Petromyzontiformes; Petromyzontidae. The record is from RefSeq and is a predicted model, not a curated record. Gene Ontology annotation, cellular component: cytosol. Gene Ontology annotation, biological process: 'de novo' AMP biosynthetic process.